UGGAGACAGAGCGACCUGUGUGGAUGCAGCGAAGCACAGAGGCCCGGCCUUUGCUGUCAGUCUGUGGAGGGGGCUCACAGAACAGACGUCAAGAUGAUGCUUUCAAGAGCCAAACCAGCUGUAGGCGGGGGCCCACCGCACAUUGACAAAAGAAAGAAGAAAGGUAGGAAGAUACCAAAACUAGAGGAGCUACUUUCACAAAGAGAUUUCACUGGAGCUAUUACCCUAUUGGAGUUCAAACGUCAUGUUGGGGAACAAGAAGAGGAUACUAAUUUAUGGAUUGGAUACUGUGCUUUUCACCUGGGUGACUACAAGAGAGCUUUGGAGGAAUAUGAAACGGUGACAAAAGAGGAAAACUGCAAUCCUGAAGUCUGGGUGAACCUAGCCUGUACCUACUUUUUUCUUGGAAUGUAUAAAGAAGCUGAAGCAGCUGGAUGUAAAGCUCCAAAAAGCCGACUUCAAAACCGCCUCCUCUUCCAUUUGGCUCACAAGUUUAAUGAUGAAAAGAAAUUGAUGAACUUUCAUCAGAAUCUUCAGGAUAUCACAGAAGAUCAACUCAGUCUGGCCUCAAUCCACUAUAUGCGAUCCCACUAUCAAGAAGCAAUUGAUAUUUAUAAGAGAAUACUGCUAGAUAACAGGGAAUACCUUGCCCUCAAUGUGUAUGUGGCCCUAUGUUACUACAAGUUGGAUUACUAUGAUGUGUCUCAAGAAGUUCUGGCUGCUUACCUUCAGCAAAUUCCUGAUAGUACCAUCGCACUCAAUCUUAAGGCUUGUAACCAUUUUCGUCUUUACAAUGGCAAAGCAGCUGAGGCAGAACUCAACAGCUUGAUGGACAACGCUUCGUCUUCCUUUGAAUUUGCUAAAGAACUCAUCAGGCACAAUCUGGUUGUUUUCCGAGGAGGUGAAGGGGCUUUGCAGGUUUUGCCUCCCCUGGUUGAUGUCAUUCCUGAAGCUCGGCUAAACUUAGUGAUUUACUACCUUCGUCAAGAUGAUGUACAAGAAGCUUAUAACUUAAUUAAGGAUCUGGAACCUACCACUCCUCAGGAGUAUAUCCUCAAAGGAGUGGUCAAUGCAGCCCUUGGUCAGGAAAUGGGUUCGAGGGAUCAUAUGAAAAUUGCCCAGCAGUUCUUCCAGUUGGUGGGAGGAUCAGCUAGUGAAUGCGAUACAAUACCAGGGAGGCAGUGCAUGGCUUCCUGCUUCUUCCUGCUUAAGCAAUUUGAUGAUGUCUUGAUUUACCUCAACUCAUUUAAGAGUUACUUCUAUAAUGAUGACAUCUUUAAGUUUAAUUAUGCCCAAGCCAAAGCUGCAACAGGCAAUACCAAAGAGGGUGAAGAGGUGGGUACCUCUGUUUACCAUUACUUUGUAUAUUUGGAACAUAGAACCAAAUCCAUAGAAUUAAAAAAGCAUAAAUAUUUGCUUCUUUUUGUAGAUAUCAUGAAUAAGAAACCAAGACUAGCCUGGGAACUUUACCUCAAGAUGGAAACCUCUGGCGAGUCCUUUAGCCUCUUACAGCUCAUUGCUAAUGACUGCUAUAAGAUGGGCCAAUUUUACUAUUCAGCCAAAGCAUUUGAUGUCUUAGAGAGGCUGGAUCCCAACCCUGCAUAUUGGGAAGGCAAGAGGGGUGCCUGUGUGGGCAUUUUCCAGAUGAUCUUAGCUGGAAGAAAACCCAAAGAAACCCUUCGAGAAGUGCUGCAUUUAUUGAGAAGCACAGGCAACACCCAGGUAGAGUACAUCAUCCGGAUCAUGAAGAAAUGGGCCAAAGAGAACAGAGUGCCGGUCUAAGACACAGCUCCGGGGUCCUAGGAAACCAGUCACCACCUGACUUAAGUUGGAAAUCAUUUUCCUCCAGUUUAACGUAAGAUGCAGGGCUCUAUUUUAUUGGUAUUUCCAUCCUUGCUUUUCAAGUCUCAAGAGCAGUGACUAGCUCGCUUACCUAGCCUCCUGGCUGAACCAAGUGCCGCAGUCAGCGCUGCGGCCCACGUGAUCCAACUAGCAAUAAAACUGGACUUGUCUGGUGCCUUUCUUCCAAAAAUACUCAAGAGUACUCUUCUGGAAUAUACUGGCUUUAAGGAAAGUAGCAUUACUUUUCUCUGUAUUAGCAUUCCAUGGCAUUUUCUCCUAACUGCUAUAACAAAUGCCUUUAGUGCUCAAGCACCAUCAUUCUAUCAUUUUAAUUUUAGCCAUUUCUGUAUAUUAUGCUGGAGAAUUCCAGAAAGAGUUUUUUGUAAUGCCUCUAUGAAUCUUGGGAGAGCAGGGGUUAUAAAUAGCUAGCUAUAUGAUUCUAAAAAUGGCAGUAAGAUCCUUUAUGGAACUGUCCAGUCAUUAAGAGUUAAUAGGCUUAUGGGAUUACUCUUUCAGUAAUUGAAUUCUUGAUAACAACAUGUUACAGUGGAGUAACUUGCAUGUUGCAGUUUUAAAAGGUGAGUACUAUGAAAAAAUCUAUGUGGUACACUUAGUAGUAUUUAGGAAAUUAAGUUCAAAUUUCAUUAGUCACCUCCCCAUUAUAUUUUAGGUAACAAAACAAGUUAGGUUUUUUCUUCAUGUAUCUUGCUAAAUAAACAUGAAUUUUGAAAGCAGGCUGCAAAGAUUAUACAUACACAUUGUGGCUAUUUAUUAACGUAAUGAUACUAGAACAUGGAUUGUGUAAAGCCUUUGUGGGCCCUCCUAAUGAUGGCUGGAAUCUCUGUCCCGAGUCAUAUUCCAGCCCCAUGUUUCUGAGCUCUCACAACAUAAGCCUAUUAUACAACUGAACAUUUUUAGGCUCAUGACCCAUUUUCAGAAAACAGACCUACAUGUUUUUAUAUACCAGAUUACCUUUGUUCCUACACCAUAUAAUUUUUUUCUAUUAGUUUAAGGUACCUAGUAUAGCAGGUGUACAAAGUGCAGAGCCAUCCUUAUCCAGCAUGAAAACUGAAAGAAAGUCGUAAUUUCCUGAAGCACCAAAGACAGAGGAAUUCCUAUCAGGACCGCAUCAGGUGUCCCCCACUCACCACAGCCCCAGCACCGCACUGUGGGUGAAGCAGCAGCACAGACGGGGGAUGGAAGUGUGGCAGGAGGCAGAGCGGCUAAGGGGACAGAUAGAUGCCCACAGAUUGCCUUUGCCUUCUGGACAGUUGCAGGGGUUCCUUCUGCUCCCUUAAGGAGGAUGGCCAGUUUUCCUUUUAUCUUAGACCCAAUUCUGUCAGUUCAGAGCACAUAUCAGAAUAGAUUGGCCUGAAUAACUGAAUUAAAGAAAAGAAAGGUACAGCAUUUUUCAUAUACCAGAGCUUCUGUUUCCUCAUUAUGUUGGUCCUACUUUUUUAAUAAUUGAUUAUCAGCAACUAAGGUCCUGGGUGGGUCCUGGCAGAACCUACUACAAUUUUUAGAAUCCUUCUGGUGAUUCUUGCUUACCUCACUUUAAAAUAUUAGGAAACAUAAGAGGGGGUAAAGACAGAUAUAAUUUGUCUUUCGGCAAUUAAAUUCAUCUUCCAAUUAAUUGCUAUUAUUUUCAAAUUUCCUAUACUUGAAAAUCAGCUUUUCUAUUGAUGGUAGUUUACGUUUACAUGAGCUUUUGUUGAGUUUAACACUAACUUCUCUCUGCCAUUUUCCUGCUUUUGGGGAAAAAAAAUACUCCAAAAAUAACAAUUCCUAGAAUUUUAGACUAAUUUUUAAAGAAGUUUUUAAUCUGUAGAAUUGAGCCAGAAAAACCAUAAAGACUAGUUUAAGAGAGCUACCAUCCAAUUAUGUUACUGAGGAUAGCUACUUCUGAAAUGUCUUGGUAGUCUCAAGAUCGCAAAGUAGUGUAGCAUGGCUAUUUUUCUACAUGUGAUGACAUAGAGAAGGUCCACACUUAGGAAUGUAGUGUAAUGUGUAUAGUUCAGAGCAUCCAUGUGCUAUUUAUAGUCUGUAGCAAAUAUUACUUGAAAAGGAAAAAAUUUUUAAUUAUUUUUGUACUUCAAAAUAAUUAUAUUCUCUGUAAUAUAUUCAAAUUAAAGUUUGUCAUUGGGUUCUUA
Messenger RNA from Manis javanica (Malayan pangolin), 3992 nucleotides. The record is from RefSeq and is a predicted model, not a curated record. NCBI's taxonomy places the organism in Eukaryota, Metazoa, Chordata, Mammalia, Pholidota, Manidae.